AUGUGCAAAGGAGAAGUUGCCCGUUUAGAAUGUCUUCCAAAAUAUGCUUAUGGACAUUCUGGAUCGCCACCAAAAAUUCCAGGAAAUGCAACUUUAAUUUUUGAGAUUGAACUUCUAAGUUUUGAAGGGGAAGAUUUAAGCCCUGAUCGUAAUGCAUUAAUUACAAAAUCAAUACUCAAAGAUGGAAAAGGGAAAUAUGAUUGUCCUCCUGAACAUGGAAAAGUUAGAGUUCAUAUUUGUGGAAAAACUGGAAAAGGUGAAAACGAACGCAUUUUUUACCAAAAAACACAUUUGGAAUAUACUCUGGGUGAAGGAUUGGAAUAUGGUUUGCCUGUAGGUAUUGACAUAGCAAUUCGAAGAAUGAAUCGAGGGGAAAAAGCAAUUGUUACUUUAAGAGGACAUUUUGCUUACGGAUUAGACCCGCCCCCAUAUUAUCAAAUAGAUAAAAUGGCUGAAGUGAAUUUUACUAUUUUCCUUAAGGGAUAUGAAAAGAUGAGAGCAAAUUGGGAAUUAAAUGAUGAAGAAAAACUUGAAAGGGCCCAAAAUUUUAAAGAUUUGGGAAACGAAUUUCUUAAAGCUGGGAAAUACAAUGUUGCUUUAAAUAAGUAUUCUGCAAUAAUUUAUUUAAUGGAACAUGCAAAAUCUAUGAAAUCUGAGGAGAAAGGAGGGAAGGAAAUGGCUGAGAAUUUUCAACAAAUGUUCUUUUUUGGAUUGUUAAAUAGUGCUCUAGCAAGUCUUAAAAUGGGAGAUACACUUGAGGCUAUUAAAUUUUGUGACAAAGUUUUGGAGAAAAAUGCAACGAAUGUUAAGGCGUUGUAUCGAAAAGCACAGGCAUAUCAACAAAGACAGGAUUACGACGACGCUAUAAAUUAUUUUAAAAAAGUUUUGGAAAUUGAACCAGAAAAUAAAGGUUUUUUAUAUUAUUUAAUAGUUUUCGACACGGGACCAAGCCAAUUUACUUCUGUGAUUGACUAA
Molecule: messenger RNA, 975 nt
Organism: Meloidogyne enterolobii
Lineage: Eukaryota; Metazoa; Nematoda; Chromadorea; Rhabditida; Meloidogynidae
Source: the annotation of a GenBank genome assembly